Messenger RNA from Closterium sp. Naga37s-1, 570 nucleotides. NCBI's taxonomy places the organism in Eukaryota, Viridiplantae, Streptophyta, Zygnematophyceae, Desmidiales, Closteriaceae. The record is from the annotation of a GenBank genome assembly.
AUGCUAGCGCAGCACGAAGAGACCCGGAAGCGCGAGUUCGAGAGCCAGCCUGGGGAGGUCAAGGAAGCAAUAGCCGCAGCUGGCGGCGGCUCGGCCGUCACCCCCGUCACCGCGCCCGGCCGCGGCGGCGGCGAGAAAGGCGGCGCUCCGGGCGCGCCGAGCGUUGAGGGCGGCGCGAGGGGGGAAGAGAAGCCGUCCGCGGCACGGGAAGAGGGCGCCGCGAGUCGCGGGACGAAGAAGGGCGACGACAUGCCGACAACGGCGGCAGGGAGAAUGGGCGGCGGCGUGGCGGCACCUGAGGUGCCGAUUCGGAUGCGGGACGUGCUGCCCGAGGGGGAGGUGCAGGCGGGAGCGCUGGACAUGCCCGUCACGAAGAUGGACGCCGCUGCGAAGCAGAGGGAGGAAACCGCGGAGUUCGGAGGGCCAGUGAAGGGCGGCACAGCAGCGGCGAUGCAGUCAGCGGCGGACAAGAACGUGCAGGCGGGGGUGGUGCCGCCCAUGGGGGCAGAGCUGGCCAGUGCGAAAGCUGCAGAGGCCACCGCACAGGGCCGCAAGCUCGGAGCGCCCUGA